Molecule: messenger RNA, 3799 nt
Organism: Poecilia reticulata (guppy)
Lineage: Eukaryota; Metazoa; Chordata; Actinopteri; Cyprinodontiformes; Poeciliidae
Source: RefSeq, a predicted model, not a curated record
UUUCUAAUUUUGCUUUUUCUAAUCCCCCUUGACUGUUUUAUAGGUUUACUAUUAUUUUAUCUUUAUUUUGUUCAAUUACCUAAUCAGUAUCCAGUCAAGUUUUCCAGAGUUCCGCUAAUAAUCUGAUUAUUUGAGUCAAGUGUGUUGAAAGAUUUUGUUCUAUUUCGUUCUUAUGACUGUAAAAGUGAUGAUAAUCACAUUUACAACCAACAGCGCCCUCUGACUGUUGUAGAUUUCGUUGUAAGAACGCCACAGAGCGCUUUGUUUUCCUCAUGAAGGAGCCUGUUGCUAGGAACGCAAACAGCUGUCGCUGGGCUUAGGACCCCCGUCCAUUUUUACGUCCACAGAAAUGCCGGAUUUGAAUUUUUCAUUAUGUCGUAAAAUUAUUUUAAAAAUAUAUAUGUUUAUUGUUGAUAUAGUGUCGUAAUCAGUCCAAACUAUGAUAACCUCUAAAGGUUUACGCAUAAAAAGUCAAAUUAAACGAGUUAAUGAUAACUUUUAUUGCGAGGCAGUUAAGUAGGUCCACACAACCGUUUCUUCAGUUACUGAAAACACAACUUAACAUUAACAUUAGGCUUUGUCAAUCUCCAAACGUAACAAAAAGCAUCGUCGUUAGUCUUAAUAACUUGUUUUAUUUAGCCCGCGGUGGUUCAGAUGGAUUCUUACCACGUACUAAACCUGGUCGGAGAGGGCUCAUUCGGCCGAGUUUACAAGGGGAGAAAAAAGUUCACCGGCAAGGUCGUAGCUCUAAAGUUUAUGCCGAAAGUGGGUCGGACGGAAAAAGAGCUGCGAAGUUUGAAGAGAGAAAUAGAAAUUAUGAGAGAUCUUCGACACCCAAAUAUAGUCCAGCUCUUUGACAGUUUUGAGACUGAAACCGAGGUUGUGGUUGUAACUGAGUAUGCAGAAGGCCAGUUGUUCCAGAUUUUGGAGGAUGACGGACACUUGCCAGAAAGCCAGGUGCGAGAGAUUGCCUGCCAGCUGGUCUCUGCUCUGUAUUAUUUACACUCCCAUCGCAUCCUUCACCGUGACAUGAAACCUCAAAAUAUCCUGCUAGGAAAAAGCGGUGUGGUGAAGCUCUGUGACUUUGGGUUUGCCAGAGCGAUGAGCGUCUCCACGCUGGUCCUGACUUCCAUCAAGGGAACACCGCUGUACAUGUCGCCUGAGAUCGUAGAGGAGAAGCCGUACGACCACACCGCUGACCUGUGGGCUCUGGGCUGCAUUUUGUAUGAGCUCCACACGGGGGUGCCACCAUUCUACACCAACUCCAUCUUCCACUUGGUGCAGCUCAUUGUGAAAGAUCCGAUCAAAUGGCCGGACACGAUGAGCGACAGCUGCAUGAGUUUCCUGAAAGGUUUGUUGACUAAAGACCCACAGAAACGUUUGUCAUGGCCAGACCUCCUGCACCACUCCUUUGUUGCUGAUGGUGUUUUAGUGCUGUCCGACACAAACCUCUUCAGCCCGCUGACAGUCACACCCAGCCCAGACGUGGUGGCCAUGAAGCUGAAGCAAGUGGCAGAAAAGUCUGUGCCGACAUCAGGAGAGAGCAUAUUAAUGAGAAAGGCCAGGGAGCAGAUGGAGCUCCAAAAGAGAGAGAAAAAGAAGGAAGGAUGUGAAAGAGUGAAUCCUGCUGCAGUAAUGGCGUCGCCUAAAGCCCUCUCCAUUGAAGUCCCUGCAGCUUCUGGCCAGUUGGCCACGGCAGUCAAUCAAAGCAUGAACCUGAAGAGUAAAACACGCGCCACACCAACACAAAGGGGUCAGAUCAGCAGAGACUACGAACAGGAGUUUCCCUCUGUUGAGGUCGGGCCGCGACUCGUGCGCAGAGGGAAUGACGGACCAGCCACACUUCGCAGGCAGGAUGUUGCUACUGAAAGGCACUGUGAGAAUCGUGUCCAGGAAACAGACCUAAGCAGGCAGCAGAAGAAGCUCGUGAACUACAAUGACGUCAUAUGUCAAAUUAAAUCCAGCAUUAGAGCAUUUCAGGUUCAGCUGAUAGGUGUCGGUGUUAUAAAUGUGCAGCAGAUUGAGCAGGUGCUAAAAGUCCUACGUAACUUGAUCGUGACCCCUGACCUAGAGAAGUCUCACCACAUCAGCCAUGAACUUAAACUACCACAAUCCCUCUUUGAGUUGAUCAGAGAUUCUGUUUCAAACUCUGACUUUAUCAAGGAGCAGAGGAAUGUGCUUACUCUUGGAGAAAUUAUUAAAUUUAUUCUGUUCUACUGGGAAAGGCAUCGUGGUUGGGUGGAAGACGAGCCCAGACUGGAAGAGUUCACUGAGCCGCUCAAGACGAUUAUCAGUCAGUCAAAUCUUACUGCUCUGGCACCGCUCGCUGCUUCUGUUUUAUCUCUCUUCACUCUACAUGGUGUUGAUGUUUUUGUUGACGUGGAGAAUUUGACUUCCCUGCUGAAAAUACCUCCCUCGCCCCUGGUUUUACCGCCUCCUGGUUGGGGACUGUAUGAUGGCCUCCUCUCUUUACUCCUACACGCAUUGUCUGAGGAUGACAACGCUUCGGUCUCAUCUAAGUUAAAUCCACUUGUGUUCUUGGAUUUGUGGAAAAAAGUUGGUUCUUCGCUCACAAGCCCAACGCCAAACCUGGACUUAUUUUCAGCAGAUGGAAUUUACUCCUUUCUGUCUAUUGCGCUGCUCAUCUUCACAAAGGACCUGUACUCAUGCAUUCCUCUUUUUUCUGACAAAAAGUCUCAAUGUGUAWACACGCUCUGCUGGUUGCUCAGCAACGACUGUCCUCAUUUAUCAGCCAAGCCUCCCUGUGGGACAGCCGACACGGAGCUGAGCUGCGACUCUCUGUCCACGUUGAGCUGCCACCUGCUCUGCUUUCCGUUUGCUCUGGACCUGCCGCYACACACCAUGGCCGCCGUCCUGCAGGUGUAUGACAGCUGUCAUGUUGCUUCCAGCCUCCUGCAGGUGAUUCAGACAUUCCCUCCUUCUCAGCUGGAGCUGCCUCUCUCCCUGCUGAGCCGUUUGCUGUUGUGUGAUCCUGAGCGCUCCGUGUCCCACGUCGGAGGAGGUGCUUCUGGCUUUUUUUCGUCAACUCAGAGCAACCAGCUCUUCCCGUCCAAAACUCCCACCGCUGUGACCAGAACUGCCAGCUCUCUGCUCUCUGACUUGCUGCGGCAGGAUGAGCUGUGGGACUGUGCUGUGGAGCUCCUGAAUCUCUUGUCCCAAGUGGCCCGCUKCUCCUCUCAGCCCGCUUCCCCUCGGGUAUCUGUCGAGGCCGCGGCGCUGCAGCAGGCGCUGACUCAUCCGUACGACCAGAUCAGAGCUGCCACAUGUAGGUUUGUGGGGAAUUGGGAACCAUUCGGGGCUAAUGGAGCGCAUAACCUGCAGGCUGACAUUUUCAGACAGAUGAUAGACGUUCUUAAUGACUCCUGCACACAGGUGCGGCGGACGGCCUGCAGGGCGGUGGGGAACUGGCUGGGAUACGUUGCAGCAAAGUUUAAAAUGGGAGGAAGCUGCAGUGACUCUUCAGGGUGGGGCAAAGAGAACAAUGGCAGUAAACAAGCGCAUUCACACGUCGGAGCAGCUGGUGACGCGGUGACGGAGCAGAUGUUUGCAGCCAGCAGGAUGCAGUGCAGCGGGGAAGUUAACGAGAAGAGGGACGUCAGCACUGCACCGUGUCCCUUAGAAGUGUGCUGCACAAUGUUUGGACGACACUUCUGACUGCUUUAARCAUGAAGUGGGAAUAAAAACUCCACAAACCCCGGUAAAAAAGAAAAAAGAAAAAGCAAUUUCCCAACAUUUCCAAGCUGCAGCGACCUGCUUGCUCCUUCAGCUUUUUCUUCGA